ACCGGUUUGGUUACAACAGCCAAAAGACAUGUGGCCAACACUGGGGCUUGCACUUCCAGUCACAGACUUAGAGCAGCGCGCUGUGAAGGUCAAUUUUGCAACGGCCCCAUCCGAAGAUUUUCUGGAACGGUUCUCCAAGUUGGACAAGGCUCUGCAGGUCCUUGCGUACGUUUUACGGUUUAUUCAACGCUGCCGCAAGUUGCCGAGGGGCCCUGCUGAUCGGCCUACCAAGGAAGAGGUCCGAGAAACUGAAAGAGCCCUUAUUCUAUAUGCUCAGCGGGAGGAAUAUGCCCAAGAGAUUAAAUUCCUAAACGAUAAGCGUCCAAUUCUAGUCUCCAGCCCGAUAGUCAACCUGUUUCCAUUUCUAGACCAGCGAGGCCUUGUAAGGAUAUGUGAUCCCAUUACCGCCUCAACGGCCCUUCAGUACAACGAGAGGCAUCCUAUUAUACUGCCAUACAACUGUAGCUCGCCUGCUCGCCUUUUUUCACAACAGAUUUCCCUGCAUGGCGGCAACCAACUAGGGGUACGCCUCAUCCGAUCGAAGUAAUGGAUUCCUAAAAUCAAGAAUCUGGUGUGGACUAUUUACAAGAAGAGAGUACA
Drosophila biarmipes is the source of this 600-nucleotide messenger RNA. RefSeq lists its product as uncharacterized. The coding region runs from base 29 to 547 and encodes 172 amino acids. NCBI's taxonomy places the organism in Eukaryota, Metazoa, Arthropoda, Insecta, Diptera, Drosophilidae. The record is from RefSeq and is a predicted model, not a curated record. The transcript is spliced from 2 exons.